GUUAAACAUGCUUGGGACAAACAUAGCUUGAAGCAUGUGGUCUUUUUCUGCCAGCACUCUUCUGUUUUCUAUGUUUCUAUGUAACAAAUAUCAUGAGUCACACAGCCUAAGCCUCUCCUUCAGGAGGAAUUUGUAAACUAAAUCACUGUAAUCUACGUCAUUGCGAACUUUGUCUCUCCUUCCUUUCUUCCAAAGUGAUGGCGUCUUCUGAUCUGAGAGAGGAGCUGAAAUGCCCCAUCUGUUGGGAAAUUUAUAUAGACCCCGUAAGCCUGAAAUGUGGACACAGCUUCUGCCAGGAUUGUAUCAUUCGUCAGCUGAUCACACAGAAGGGUUCCGGGUGUUAUUCCUGUCCUCAAUGCAAAGAUGAGUCCCAGGAGUGGCCCACGCUAAACAGGAACAUUGCUCUACGGAACAUAUCAGAGCACUUCUUAUCUAAACCAUCCCUAGAGAGCCAACAAUGCUCCGACCACAAACUGGACCUGAAGUAUUACUGUGUUCAGGACGCUGCCUGUAUCUGUAAAAAGUGCUCCGAGGAUUCACAUCAGGGGCACCAAAUGGAGUCACUGGAUGAAGCCUCCGAAAAGAAGAAGGCAAGACAAAAAAAUGCUCUUCAGAAUCUCAUGACAGACAGAGAGGAGAUGGAAAAUAGAAUUCAAAGUCUGCAGGAUCGUAAGAGGAAAGUAGAGGAAAAAGCAGCCGGUGAAACAGAAAAAGUCAGUACCCUGUUCAGAGACCUCAGAAGACAGCUGGAAGACCUGGAAAAGAAGGUCCUGAAAGAGAUCUCCAUAAAUGCAGAGCGGGUCUUGGUCUUGGUGUCCGAUAUGAUCGAUCAGCUGAUGAUAAAAAAGGGGAAGCUCUCCAGGAAGAUGCGUGAUAUUGACCAGGAGCUGUGUAACAUGUCCGAUUUGGUGACUAUCCUACAGGAAUCAGACUUGGGUGACUUGUGUGACACCAAUCACAGAGAUAAUGAGAACAGGGGGAGGCCAGAGGAACUCUCCAAUGAUGGAGCGGAUCUGGAUACAACUUGGAUCUCACACGUUAUACAUACGGGCGUAUCCCAUCUAACAGAAUUAACGGUAUGUUUCCAACUACAGGAACCUGCAGAUAUAUUACUAGAUGUAAACACGGCUCAUAAUGAUCUACAUAUAUCAGAUGACAUGAAAAGUGCAUCCUAUUCACCAAACCAGAAUCGCCCCAAAAAAACUGAGAGGUUUCAGGAUUACACACAGGUAUUAAGCAGUCAAAGUUUCUCGUCAGGACGACAUUACUGGGAAGUGGAUGUUGGUGGGUCGGAAUAUUGGAGUAUCGGGAUGUGCUACCCUAGUAUAGACCGAGGAGGAUACCAAGCACAGACUGAAUGUAAUAACAAGUCCUGGUGCUUGCGUAGAAGUGCCGAUUGGUAUUCGGUUAUACACAACAGCAAAUGGAUUGAACUGCCUACCAGCAUAUCCAGCGAUAAACUGAGGAUAUAUCUGGAUUACGAGUCUGGUCAGAUCUCCUUUUAUGAGUUUUGUAACCAAAUUAAACACAUUUACACCUUUACUGCUACUUUCACUGAGCCCCUCAAUGCUGCACUACGCGUUUGGAACGGUUGCAUCAAGAUAUCAGGAGGGAAUCAGGGGUAAUUGAGAAGCCAUUAAGUUGUAAUGAACCUUGAAAUCUUUCUUUCUAUUUUUUCCUUGACUAUUAUGAAAACAAUAUUAACUAUAAAGUAAAAAUGCAUUUUAAAGGCUAUCUAAGCCCAAAAGCAAAAUUGUAAUAUAUUGCAGCUCGCCAAUUAUUAGAUAAGGUGGCUGCAGUAGUUUUUUUUUUGUUUUUCAGGCUUCUUUCCUGUAUUUUCACUAGGCGAUCCUGCCAGUAACACUUAAUUUCCUGGGGAGACAAUGCUCACUCAAUAUACUGUAACAAUGAAGAUGCAGCAUUGUCACCCUAGGACAGUAAUGGCGAACCUUGACACCCCAGAUGUUUUGGAACU
This is a messenger RNA of Rana temporaria (common frog), 1975 nucleotides long. RefSeq names its product E3 ubiquitin-protein ligase Midline-1-like. The coding region runs from base 198 to 1625 and encodes 475 amino acids. Lineage: Eukaryota; Metazoa; Chordata; Amphibia; Anura; Ranidae. The record is from RefSeq and is a predicted model, not a curated record. Gene Ontology annotation, molecular function: zinc ion binding; protein binding. The transcript has a single exon.